Psylliodes chrysocephalus is the source of this 1122-nucleotide messenger RNA. Lineage: Eukaryota; Metazoa; Arthropoda; Insecta; Coleoptera; Chrysomelidae. The record is from the annotation of a GenBank genome assembly.
CUGCUGGCAGUUUUGAAACAUGGCCAACAGUCGAAUGACGUUAAAUUUUGGUUUUUAAAUAAAAAAAAAUCUACAAAAUUAUUUAAUAUAAUUGAAAUUCUCAGAGUGUAUUCCAUAGGGUGGGAGAAUAUAUUCAUGUAAACUCAAUAAUAAAUAAAAAGAUAAACAAUGCCUAUAAAAACGCUUGGUGGAAUGUUUAGUGAACCAAAGAAAACAUGUAGAAGAAAUUUUAUUAGAGAAAAUGUUCAUUCUGUGAGUCAAUUACAAUACCUUCUAAAGGGGGUGAGUUCAAUGUCCAGGUCUAAAACAUCAAAUGAUUUUUUUAUGGAAGGCUUUCAAGGCAUAGAUUGCAAGAGAUCAAAAAAUGAUGUAUGCAACAGAAGCAGUAUACAAAACUUGAAGCCUAGUUUUCCAAAGAAGAAAAACGCUAAACCUAUACCGACACAACAGACAUUCUCGGAUAGAUCAGUACAAACCAUAGAAAGCAAUUUUGACUACUCUGGAAGCUUACCUGUAAGAAAGCUAGAAUUAGAUAAUAACAUUUCUUUAGAAAUGGCCAUUGAUGAUUUAAAAAUAAGAGACAGCUGUACCAGUAAAAUGUCAAGUCAACCAGAACAUUCUGAUGAUAUACAAUCAAAUACAAAUAGUACAGAAAAAAUAGAGAAUAGCAAAUCUUCAAAUAAAGUUGAUAAUUUUGAGGCAAUUAAGAUGACAAAUAAAAAUGAUAGAGAACAAGAAAAUUAUAUUGAUCCUAGUUGUCCACCUGGAUAUAGGCUAUUACCUGAGAGUGAAAGGAAACACACUUUAACAACUCUUCGCCAACAAUAUUUUGAACGUAUUAAUGAAUUAAAUUCUUUAUCUAUUAGAAGUGAUACUUUAAGAAUACAGCAAAAGAAAACUGAGAUUGAGAAAGACCUAAAAAGGAUAGAUGCAGGAAUUCAAACCUUUGACAGACCUAAAGACCCAGCAUCAGAUAAGAAUAACACUUGAUAUUCUGAAAACCAUGCAUCAUACUACACUGAAUAAGAAGGUAUGGAAGUGUCAGGAGGGUGAAGUCAAAAAAUAGACGGAACAGAGCUGACCAGAUAGAUAAGUAAUAUUUGAGCCAGGAGAGAGUCGAUG